AUGAUUCCCUCGUCACCAAUACUGUCUUCAUUUGAUCCUGCCCUUCAUCUUCACUCCGAAGGUCCUGAAAAUACUAAUCCACAAUCCGAUUCAUUCUCCGACGAUCUCGAGGCAAUCAACCUACACCGUCUCGAACAAACCCGCAACCGAGUUGUAAUUCAGCAUCGCGCGUGGGAUAUAUCAGAUGUAUUUCGCAGUGAGGACGACAUAAGAUCUGUAGAUACGCCGACAAAAGCCUCUGUUGCAACUACCAGACACUUUUCUCGUACCCCGACUCGGUACAAUUACAAUCUACCAUCUUCUCCACCCAUCCCAAAAAUGCCAUUCAUCUCAUCUAAGAGUGCGCUAGCGCCGACGUCUGGUAAUGCAGCGAAUGAUGCGCAGAAGAGGAAAGCUGCAGAGGGAGGUUCACAGUCGACGGAGCCAAAGCGGCAGCGCAUGGUGGGAGGCUUUGUCGAUGACGAUGACGAUGACGAUGAGGAGGAGGACGGUCUUGCCGCGCUCAGAGAUGAGGAGUUCAAGAGCCAAUACGACCUUCCAGAGCACUAUCAGGAACCUUCCGCGGACCUCGCUAGUAUAACGGCACCGCCCCAAACGAGUUUCAAGCCCAACAACAUAGCCGACCCUAUGCCAGCAGCCCCGAGACCAAUAUCAGGACUGACGUCCCGGCCAGCUCCAGCAGCCCCAAAAAGGUUCCAGAUCAAGACGUGCUCUGGCAAGACCCACAAUAUCUCGACAAGGAAGGCCCAGCCGCCUGUCUCCUAUGAACAAAUGAUCGCGAGCCGCUCCGAAUCGGAACCCGGAAAGGCGACAAAGAGUUAUUACGGUAUCGACAUCCACAAAUUGCUGGACGAGGCAGCCAAGGAAACCAAAUCCUUGAAGACAAAGCCUCCCCCACAAGUCCGACAAUCCAUUGAAAUAAACACCGGCAAUGCAAAGCAGAAGAAAAUAGAUUCCUUAAUGUGGACAGAAAAAUAUCGUGCUCGCAAAUUCACGGAUCUCAUUGGCGACGAGCGCACUCACCGAUCAGUGUUGCGCUGGCUCAAGGGCUGGGAGCCGAUUGUGUUCCCUGGCCUGGCCAAGUCUCGACCAAAGAAACCUGCUCAGCAAGAAGAAGACUUCAUCCACCGAAAGGUUCUCCUAUUGAGUGGCCCGCCUGGACUUGGAAAAACAACACUGGCACAUGUGUGUGCCAAGCAAGCAGGUUACGAAGUGCUUGAGAUCAAUGCAAGUGAUGACCGCAGCAGAGAUGUAGUGAAAGGCCGCAUCCGUGAUGCCUUGGGAACAGAGAACAUCAAAGGCAUGAACGUGGAAGUCGGCGAGCAAAAGGUCCGCCGCGCCGGUAAACCCGUUUGUGUAGUGGUGGACGAAGUUGACGGUGUGACUGGUGGUUCAGGAAGCGGUGGUGAGGGUGGCUUUAUGAAGGCCCUGAUUGACCUUGUCUUGUUGGACCAAAGGAACUCGAAGCUGUCUUCAGAGGGCAACAAUGGCAAGAAGCGCAAGGGAGAUACCUUCCGAUUUAUGCGGCCAUUGAUUCUGGUUUGCAAUGACCUUUAUCAUAGCAGUCUUCGGCCUCUGAGGGCAUCGUCUAUCGCAGAGAUGAUCAGUGUUCGCCAAGCUCCAUUGGAGAAUGUUGUCCAGCGAGUCAAGGUCAUUUUCGGUCGCGAAGGCAUUCCCUGUGACAGUGACGGAGCUCGGAGACUCUGUGAAGCAGCCUGGGGCAUGGUGAGCAGAAAGCAGCGCAAUUCCAAAACCACAGGAUCCGCUGAGGGUGAUAUUCGAAGUGUGCUUGUUGCCGCGGAAUUCGUGGCGCAUAAGCUUCGCAACGAGUCAUUGCCAUCCUCUCUCAGAUUGACGAGAACCUGGCUGGAAAGCAAAGUACUGAACGCCUCCACUGAGGGCAGUGCAUUCUUCAAAGAAUUGAGUCGCGGGGGAGUUCGUGAGAUUGUCAACCGUGUUUUCACGGAAGGUGCUGGUUUCUCAGAUGCCCCAGUCGGCAUGAGCUUCCAAGAUAAGUUUGAUAACGGGAACAGCCGUGUUCCAGUCGGUGUGGCGGAUUUGCGCAAGCGCCACGCAAUCAACCGAUUGAGGGAGAUGGUAGAUUCCAGUGGUGACCAUGAUCGCUGUGUAUCUGACUGUUUUGCUUCAUAUCCCAUCCAGCAAUACCAGGAUGAUAAUUACUUCUCCAAACCCAAUGCUGCCCAUGACUGGCUUCAUUUCCACGACUUGGUCAGCUCAAAAGUCUACUCAUCCCAAGAAUGGGAGUUGAUACCGUAUUUGAGUCAGGCGGUUGUCGGAUUCCAUCAUCUAUUUGCCACAGCCAAUGGCAGGACCACCGACGAUGACAAAAACGACGGCGACGAAGAGAUGGAAGAACCCCACCCUUUCUCAGGCCCCAGAGCCGACUUUGCUGCAUUUGAAGCACAAAAACAAAACCGUGCUGCCUUGACUGCCUUCCAUGCCUCCUUCUCAGCGCCCAUGGCCCGCAUGUUCCGUUCGAGCGAAAGCGUGAUCACCGACUUAGUCCCCCACCUGCUUCGCAUGCUAUCACCGGACGUCAAGCCGGUCAUCGUACGCGGAAACGGGGAUUCAAGAAGCACAGCAAGUGUCCGCAAAGAAUCCGAGCGUGCACUCGUUCAUUCCGCCGUGCGUGUCAUGAGUGGAAUGGGCGUCUCAUUCGAAAAAGUUCGCGUAGAACACGAAGGAAGCCAUGGCGGCUGGGCAUACAGGAUGGAGCCGCCGAUCGAUUCCCUCGUCCUCUUCUCGAAAGUCAAAGGCCUUGAGUCAUCGGGCACAGCACCGGUGCGCUACGCCGUCCGCCAGGUCCUUGACCAAGAACUUCGCAAGACGACAACUCGCACCAAGUCUGACUCCAGUGCAUCCAAACUUGCUGCUAGGGCUCCUGGCAAGGCUGAUGAUGGUGCAGCUAAGGCAAUGCGCGAGGCAGCCGUCAAGCGCGACUUCUUCGGUCGGACACUCGAGCAGCCGGCGCCACAGUCGAGUGAUCUAAACGGCACAGAAAACUGGGCAGAUGAGUCGUCUAAAGCUGGGCGGAAAGUCUGGGUUACUUUCCAUGAGGGAUUCUCCAAUGCUGUUCGAAAACCAAUAUCCAUGGGAGAGCUGCUAGCUGGGUUGUAA
Molecule: messenger RNA, 3138 nt
Organism: Penicillium soppii
Lineage: Eukaryota; Fungi; Ascomycota; Eurotiomycetes; Eurotiales; Aspergillaceae
Product: putative sister chromatid cohesion factor (Chl12)
Exons: 3
Coding region: 1-3138 (1045 amino acids)
Cellular component (GO): nucleus
Molecular function (GO): DNA binding; ATP binding; ATP hydrolysis activity
Source: RefSeq, a predicted model, not a curated record